This is a messenger RNA of Xenopus tropicalis (tropical clawed frog), 5126 nucleotides long. RefSeq names its product von Willebrand factor A domain containing 7 (gene vwa7). The record is from RefSeq and is a predicted model, not a curated record. The coding region runs from base 316 to 3192 and encodes 958 amino acids. The transcript is spliced from 17 exons. Lineage: Eukaryota; Metazoa; Chordata; Amphibia; Anura; Pipidae. Gene Ontology annotation, cellular component: extracellular region.
GAAAAAGUUACCCUGUCUAUCUUCACUUCCCAUUUAUGUCAUUUCUGCUUUUAUCAUAAACCAAUGAGUAAAACCACAUAUUAAGUAGCUGUACUUCCCAAUAGAAACACCUCAUUUAGCGUGUGUAGCCCUUUAAGAGUGGAGGGUGGAUCUCGCAGUUGUUUUGACUGAUAACAAUGAGAAGUGGUUAUUGGGGGGGAGAUAAGCCGUGUAAGGAGACGCCGUCCCUUUAGGAAACGCGGAGAACUGCCGGUGCAGAUGGGCAGGGGGUAAUGUGUAAGAUUCGCUCCCUUGUCUGGCAGAUAAGUGGUUAAUAUGGGGAAAUGUGAAUUGAAAGCUUUUAUUCUGCUAGAUUGUUCCAGUUCUGGGUCCAUGGCUAUUUCAUAUACUAUGCUUCUCCCCCUUCUGCUGCUCAUGGCUGCGGUUACACCAGGAAGCCAUUCCUUUUUCCCCAACUUCUGGUCCAAGUUCCUGUCUUUCACAUGGGGAUCAUACACACACCAGGAUCUGACUGAGGAGGCAAUACUGAACAUCACCCUUCAAAUCUUACUGGACAACCCCCAUUCAUUGCGCCCUGCUCUAAAGGCUCAGGACUUUCAGGGUAAAACUCUGACUGCAGAUGCCAUACUGGCGGCAUAUUUUGGAGAAGAAGUUUCUCCUCGUCAAUUCCGAGCCUCUUUAAGACAAAUAGUUAGUGCCAAUGCCAACAUGGACUUUCUUAAUGGCACACGAGAUGACCCUCUCUGCCACUUUGACUCAGAGAGGCUAAAGCAGGGGAAUAGGCUACUGCUACGAAUGCGGGAUCAACUCUUAGUUUCUGUGAAGGCCAAAGAAUAUGAAGGGGCACGUGACAGACUCGGACAAAUUCUUCAUUCCUUGCAGGAUUUUUACAGCCACACCAACUGGGUUGAAAUGGGUAACACUGAUAUUCAUCCGGAUCUUGCUACCCCAGGAAGAGAUAUCCACUCUAUUGCUGGACUCUCUGAUCAAACAUGCACAGAUUGCACUGAACUCUCUUGUAAGAAUAACAUCGUACCGGCAAUUGAAAAAAGACAGCUCCUAACAUCUGGGUAUUAUGGCGAUUUGCCCAAGAAGCCUCAAGGGAAGUGUAGCCAUGGUGGUCCUUUUGAUGACAGCAGACUAUUCAGUGCUAGAGGUGGAAUCAACAAAGAUACUGCAGUGUCCUUGUUUUCUCCUCAUCACUUUUUACAUCAAAUAGCAGCUGAAUUAGCUCUUAAGGCUUCUAUCAAAUUUCUGAAUGAAUUGAGGAAUGAAGUAACAGACAGAGAUAUGUUGAGGAUUCUUGGAGUGUCGGCUUCCCCAGCACUCAGCUUUGUUAUGGACACCACAGGCAGCAUGGGAGAAGAAAUCACUACAGCCCGGCUGCAAUCCCGCCACAUAAUCCAACAUCAGCGACAGACAUUGUUAUAUCCUGACUUUUACAUUCUGGUGCCAUUCAACGACCCUAAUUAUGGUCCAGUAUAUAAAACAAGUGAUCCAGAUGAAUUCCUUCAUUAUCUGGAUAACUUACAAGCUCUUGGAGGGGGCGAUGAACCUGAAAUGUGUCUUUCAGCACUACAGUUGGCUUUGAUCCACACUCCUCCCAACUCAGAAAUCUUUGUUUUUACGGAUGCUUCAUCCAAAGACGCCCAUUUAAGGAGUUCAGUUGAAGCACUGAUUCAGGAGAGAAAAAUCAAAGUCUCUUUCCUGGUCACAGAAGAUCCCUCUAGAGCUAGAGUCAGGAGCCGAAGAGAAUUGUUGACGCCGGACAGAUUUGACCUUUAUGCUAACCUUUCUGAGAUAUCUGGAGGCCAAAUCAUAUUUACUAAUAACCAAGACAUUCCUGCAGUAUCUGAAGUCAUCUCAGAAUCAGUCCACUUCGAUGUGGUCACACUGUUCCACAAACAAAGCAUGGAGAGGGGUAACUCGGUCCAUGAAUUUCAGGUGGAUGAUUUCAUGCGCAGUAUCUGCUUGUUUAUCAAUGGGGAUGUAAGCACCUUCAACAUUCUUGACCCUGCAGGUCAAAUCCAGAAUGGUAACCGUCAAAGUAACGGAAAGUUUACACGUGUCUCCUUCAAACACCCUCUGCCUAAAGGAAGAUGGAGAAUUCAGAUGAAGACUACAGGACCCCACACCUUGCAUAUACAAGGUCGUAGCUUGGUCGACUUCCUGUAUUAUUUUGGGGUUCCUGUAAAUGGCUCUCACCCUGGGCUUUAUAAACUCAGCAAUCAACCAGUAUCAGGUGUUUCUGCCAUCUUGGUUGUAGAUGCGAUUGGCCUCCCAGACUCUGCCCACCUGGACCACGUGACCAUAACACCAGCAAAAGGUGUCCCAUUGAAGUUGGAACUGGAACCAGCCAAUCAGACAGGCCUAUUGGUGGCCCAGGUGGGACAGGUACCUUUUGGAGACUUCAGCAUUGGGGUGAGCGGUCAGGAUGGAAAGGGAAGUGCAUUUCUUCGGGAAGCCCCGCAGCAUGGCAAAUCAGCGGAAUGCGUGGUUGAGAUAACUAAUGAGUACCCUCUAAUGCCAGGGGAAAUGCAUUGGCUUUCUCUUAGCAUCACCAGCUAUGGAACAUCUCAUUGCUACAUAAUAACCCUAAGCAAUGAUCGUGGCUACAAUAUGAACACAACUAUACCCAGAAUAUUUACUGAUGUGAAUGAGACACAUGAGGCGAAAUUCUGGAUCCAGGCGCCUGAUGAGGCUGAGACAGACACUACUGUCGCUGUAACAGCUCAGGCUGAAGCCUGUGAGGACAAGCCACAAAGCUGUUUUACACUUAUACCACUGAUACUGGUGGCCAGACCUGAGGUUUAUUCCCUUCACUCCCCUGUCUGCUCUCUGGUCUCCUAUUCUGGUUCCUGCCCCCUCUCGCUUCCUCCAAGACUCUGUCAGCAGCACCAGUGGCAUUCUGUUGUCCAUAUUUCAGACUCCGAUGGAGUAAAAUCUGCUCAAAUACUCUCUGGUUUUGGUUCUAUCUCCUAUGGACCUGAUGGAACCUUAGAACGAGUUGAAUAUUCAUCAAACUGUUGCUUCCCAAGAGCAGAAAUCUUACUUAUGAACUACAGGGGGGCAACAAGUAGCUGCCAUCUCAGUGCCCCUUCCAAUACCUCAAAUCUGGGACAGUGUACAAACUGGAUUCUGCUGGUUAUUAUGUACUGUAGUUUUCUGGUAAAUUAUCUCUUGUACAUAUGAUUUGAAUAUUGUGUCUUUCCAAUGGAAAUGUAACAGGCAAGUCCUUCAGCUUCUGUUGUAAGAGUGUGUGAAGAGUCAUAAAUGUUAUUUUAACUGAUAAGGAAAUACAUCUGAAAUCCUAAAAGCACAUCAUUAUCAAAAUGCAAAAAGCAUUUCAAUCUAUGAAAAUUCCUGAAAUUCCUUUUUUAUAGUGAGGAAAGCUCAUUUACAGUACUUAUUUGUUUGUAAAAUGUAGAUUAGCGGAUUUUUAGGAAAAUUAAUGAUAGAGGGUUCAUCUCUUAGAGGAAGUAUCUUGCCAAACUGUUUAACAGCUGAAGUGUCUGAAAAGUACGCUAUUCAUGGCCUCACUCCAAGUGGAAGCUCCGUAACCACUACUUGCAUUCAUGCAGAUGCAGAGUUAUUCAUUGCAGGAUGCAAGUUGAAUGAUGUAGAGGUGCUUUGGCCUUGUGUCUUCCAGAAAAGCAGGUGCAAAACACCACUCUACAGUCCCCAGAAGUUGGUGUGGCUAAUUACAUGCAGUGUCUAGAGAUCUAGAUUCAGUGUUUAGAGAUCUCAUUCCCCUUUAGGAUUAAUACCUAUAUUAAUCUCACUUUGAUUCUACUGCCAACCCACUAAGGCUGAAAAUGAUAUCCAUCUGAUAUGUGAUUUACAAAAAUCUAGCACUUUGACCCUAAGUUCUCUCUAUGAAUUUCUUGCCACCUUUUUCCUAAAUCAGCAGUAGGUUGCAUUUGUGCAUAUGUGUGUGUUUUCUAUUGUGCGUGUGUUAGAUUUAAGAAGCACAGUCAUUGCGUGUGUUAGAUUUGAGAAGCACAGUCAUUACGUGUGUUCAAUUUGAGAAGCACAGUCAUUACGUGUGUUCGAUUUGAGAAGCACAGUCAUUACGUGUGUUCAAUUUGAGAAGCACAGUCAUUGCGUGUGUUCGAUUUAAGAAGCAAAGUCAUUACGUGUGUUAGAUUUAAGAAGAACAGUCAUUACGUGUGUUCGAUUUAAGAAGCAAAGUCAUUACGUGUGUUAGAUUUAAGAAGCACAGUCAUUACGUGUUUGAUUUGAGAAGCACAGUCAUUACGUGUGUUCAAUUUGAGAAGCACAGUCAUUGCGUGUGUUCGAUUUAAGAAGCAAAGUCAUUACGUGUGUUAGAUUUAAGAAGAACAGUCAUUACGUGUGUUCGAGUUAAGAAGCAAAGUCAUUACGUGUGUUCGAUUUAAGAAGAACAGUCAUUACGUGUGUUAGAUUUAAGAAGCAAAGUCAUUACGUGUGUUAGAUUUAAGAAGCACAGUCAUUACGUGUGUUCGAUUUAAGAAGCAAAGUCAUUACGUGUGUUCGAUUUAAGAAGCAAAGUCAUUACGUGUGUUCGAUUUAAGAAGCAAUGUCAUUACGUGUGUUAGAUUUAAGAAGCACAGUCAUUACGUGUGUUUGAUUUAAGAAGCAAUGUCAUUACGUGUGUUCGAUUUAAGAAGCACAGUCAAUAGCGUGUGUUCGAUUUAAGAAGCAAUGUCAUUACGUGUGUUCGAUUUAAGAAGCACAGUCAUAGCGUGUGUUCGAUUUAAGAAGCAAUGUCAUUACGUGUGUUCGAUUUAAGAAGCACAGUCAUAGCGUGUGUUAGAUUUAAGAAGCACAGUCAUUGUGUGUGUUAGAUUUAAGAAGCACAGUCAUUUGCCUGGAAUUUGAUACACUUUAAAUUAAUCAAAUUGAAUAUUUUCUAUUAUAAUUAUGUUUUCCUGUAUACCCAAUAAGAACAGUGAUAUUUAAUAUAAAGCAAAUAUGUAUACUUCAUUUUGGCAUUUAUACACAAACAACUUAACUUUCUUGAAGGCUGUGAUUAUUUAUGUACUUUGCAGAAUACAGUCAUGCCUUGUAAUGGAUUUUUGUGAUGUCCUAUCAGUGACUUGAAUCUAUGUGUGAGCUUUAAAUAAAAGGAUUAUUGGGGGUAUUGA